UUAAGUUUUUAUUGCAUGUAAUAUCUAAUAAUCAAAUGUUUUCUAGGGGUUUAUAUGUAUUCAGUUUUGCUUUUCAAUACUAUAGGUCUUUGUGGGCCAUCAUUCUGAUUAAUUUAUGUUUGGGAUGGUUUGGAUAAUAUUGGAUGUGUGAGGAUGAUGCCGCCUGAUGAUUAGCUAUUCAAGUGGUUUCUGCGUGCUCAAAUUGUUAUUUCUUGCUGUUUUGUUUAAACUUAACAGCGGUAAGAGUGUUCAAUCGUGUCGCCUAAUUUUGUUAGAUGUUUACUUCGAGUGCGAAGAUAAUAAAAGGCGGGGGCGCGGAGCCCGACCAGUUUGAGAGCUCUAUCUCUCAAGCUUUGCUGGAAUUGGAAAUGAACAGUGACCUCAAAGCUCAACUGAGGGAGUUGUACAUCACGAAAGCAAAAGAAAUAGAAUUAAACGGGAAAAAGUCCAUCAUCAUCUACGUGCCCAUGCCGAAGCUGAAGGAGUUCCAGAAGAUCCAGACGCGGCUGGUGCGGGAGCUGGAGAAGAAGUUCAGCGGCAAGCACGUUGUGUUCGUGGGCGAGCGCAAGAUCCUGCCCAAGCCCACGCGCAAGACCAGGACCAAGAACAAGCAGAAACGCCCCAGGAGCCGCACGCUCACCGCAGUGUACGAUGCAAUCCUCGAAGACCUUGUUUUCCCUGCCGAGAUCGUUGGCAAGAGGAUCCGAGUGAAACUUGACGGCUCGCAGCUCAUCAAGGUUCACCUGGACAAGAACCAGCAAACAAACAUUGAGCACAAGGUUGAAACGUUUGCGUCUGUUUACAAGAAGCUGACGGGUCGAGAUGUUACAUUCGAGUUUCCAGAACCAUAUUUGUAAAGUUGAUACUGCCUGACUUUGUAAGAAGUUACAUAAAAAAUAAUAAAUUAAAUAAAAAUAUA
Bacillus rossius redtenbacheri is the source of this 919-nucleotide messenger RNA. RefSeq names its product small ribosomal subunit protein eS7 (gene RpS7). Bases 276 to 857 code for a protein of 193 amino acids. Gene Ontology annotation, cellular component: cytosolic small ribosomal subunit; 90S preribosome; ribosome. The transcript has 5 exons. Lineage: Eukaryota; Metazoa; Arthropoda; Insecta; Phasmatodea; Bacillidae. Gene Ontology annotation, molecular function: structural constituent of ribosome. The record is from RefSeq and is a predicted model, not a curated record. Gene Ontology annotation, biological process: rRNA processing; ribosomal small subunit biogenesis; translation.